AUGGCCGAACAGAUCGAGAAGGCAUUCCAGAAGCAGCCCAUCUUCCACAACGCGAAGGCUCGCGGUGGCAAGAAGGUCUCCACCAAGGAGAAGCGGUGGUAUAAGGAUGUUGGUCUUGGCUUCAAGACCCCGUCUGAGGCGAUUCACGGCAGCUACAUUGACAAGAAGUGCCCUUUCACCGGUGAGGUCUCGAUUCGUGGCCGCAUCCUCACUGGCCGUGUCAUCUCCACCAAAAUGACGCGCACUGUCAUCAUUCGUCGGGACUACCUUCACUACAUCCCGAAAUACAACCGUUACGAGAAGCGUCACAAGAACCUUGCGGCGCAUGUAUCACCAGCUUUCCGUGUAGAGAUCGGCGAUGUGGUCACUGUUGGUCAGUGCCGGCCGCUGUCGAAAACUGUGCGUUUCAACGUGCUUCGGGUGUCGAAGAACAAGGCCGCGGCAAAGUCUUUCGGCAAGUUUUGA
Molecule: messenger RNA, 465 nt
Organism: Dichomitus squalens LYAD-421 SS1
Lineage: Eukaryota; Fungi; Basidiomycota; Agaricomycetes; Polyporales; Polyporaceae
Exons: 6
Coding region: 1-465 (154 amino acids)
Biological process (GO): translation
Cellular component (GO): ribosome; cytosolic small ribosomal subunit
Molecular function (GO): structural constituent of ribosome
Source: RefSeq, a predicted model, not a curated record